CUUUGAAAAGAUCCACCUCAUACAGACGGAAGAGUCGCUGCUGAAAAGUUGCGCAAAUUUCCUCUUUAGUGCAAACUUUUGCUGCACUUCCUCAAACUGAUUCAUAAUCCUGUCUUCACAGCAGAAUAUGGUUCGGAUUUAUUGGAGACCUAAACAACAUUUAUUUUUAUUUUUAUGCAUGUAUCUGCCUUGUUGAAGGUGAGCCGUUUUCUUCAGGAAUAUAUAAUAAUCAGUUUUUAUCAUAACUAAUCAAAAUGACGCUGAGCUCGGUGGGGGCUUGCUGCCUCAGUCCGGAGGCCAAGGAGGCUCGGAGGAUCAACGCUGAGAUCGAGAGGCAGCUCCGGAAGGACAAGAGGAAGUCUGAACGGGAAUAUAAACUCCUGCUGUUGGGCACGGGCGAAAGCGGAAAGAGCACUUUCAUUAAACAGAUGAGGAUCAUUCACGGCCGGGGAUACUCAGAGGAGGACAGGAGAGCCUUCACCAGACUGGUCUACCAGAACAUCUUCACAGCUAUGCAGGCCAUGAUCCAAGCCAUGAACACGUUACAGAUCCCCUACAAAUAUGAACACAACAAGGCCAGUGCCGUCAUGGUCAGCAGGGUUGAUGUGGAAAAGAUGACAACAUUAACAAACCCUUAUGUGGAUGCCUUGAAGAGCCUGUGGAGCGACCCGGGGAUUCAGGAAUGUUACAGCCGGAGGAGGGAAUACCAGCUCCCAGAUUCAGCCAAGUACUAUCUGAGUGAUUUGGCUCGCAUCGCUGAGUCUUCUUAUGUGCCGACCCAGCAAGACGUCCUGAGGGUUCGAGUUCCCACGACAGGUAUAACCGAGUACCCGUUUGACCUGGAGAGCUCGGUGUUCAGGAUUGUGGAUGUUGGAGGCCAGCGUUCUGAGAGGAGGAAGUGGAUCCACUGUUUUGAGAAAGUCACGUCCAUCAUGUUCCUGGUGGCUCUCAGCGAGUAUGAUCAGGUCCUCGCUGAGUCCAGCAACGAGGUGAGAAGCAGGCCUACAAAACAAUUAUUUCCUUUUUACAAUAUCUUUUUAUUUCUGUGCAUGGGAUGAGAAAGAGGCUCCCUUUGGAAUGAUAAAAACAAAUCCCAGUGAGGGACACAAAAGGGAGAUUGUUUCUUUUGUUCAAAGCCAAACGCGUUAGGAGGAAAUGAUGACCCAGAUUUCUGCAGAGUCCAGCACCAGCCCGAUCU
This is a messenger RNA of Austrofundulus limnaeus, 1198 nucleotides long. Its product is annotated as guanine nucleotide-binding protein subunit alpha-11. The record is from RefSeq and is a predicted model, not a curated record. The coding region runs from base 255 to 1058 and encodes 267 amino acids. NCBI's taxonomy places the organism in Eukaryota, Metazoa, Chordata, Actinopteri, Cyprinodontiformes, Rivulidae. Gene Ontology annotation, cellular component: heterotrimeric G-protein complex; cytoplasm. Gene Ontology annotation, biological process: adenylate cyclase-modulating G protein-coupled receptor signaling pathway. Gene Ontology annotation, molecular function: GTPase activator activity; guanyl nucleotide binding; GTPase activity. The transcript is spliced from 5 exons.